AUCGAGUAGGCAUUACUCUGUGCCGUGAAAAGACUUCAUUUCCCGUGAUGCUUCGCGGCUCUUUCAGCAAACCAGGAAGUGUGCGGCGGGACACUUUAGUGAAUACCCUCCUCUGACCAGAACAAAUGGCAGCAGAUAAGAAUCCUGUGUACAGGUGUAUUGAAUGCAGUAAGGAAUCGAGAGAACUGUACAGAGACUACAGACAUGGUGUGUUGAAAAUCACCAUUUGUAAAUCAUGUCAGAAACCAGUGGACAAGUACAUAGAGUAUGAUCCAGUCAUUAUACUGAUUAAUGCGAUGCUAUGCAAAGCACAGGCAUACAGACAUGUCCUUUUCAACACCUCAAUAAAUAUCCAUGGGAAGCUAUGCAUAUUUUGUUUGCUUUGCGAGGCCUACACCAGAUGGCUGCAGCUGCCAGGCUCCAGUAACAUAACCAACCCUGAAGAUAUCAUUCGAUAUGCCAAAGAAUGGGAUUUCUACAGGCUGUUUGGAAUAGCUGCUCUUGAAUUAACUGCAUACCUCACUGGUGUCUUUAUUGCUCUGUGUUUAGCAAGGCCCAAAACUCUUCAGUCAUACGCUGACUUUGCUUUGCUUUUAAAAGCACUUUUGCUGUCGAGCUAUGGAAAGCUUUUGCUGAUUCCAGCAGUUAUUUGGGAACAUGAUUACACCAACCUGUGUCUCAGGCUCAUAACACUUUUUGUCUUGACAUCAAAUAUGCAAGCAAUUCGAGUAACUCUGAAUGUAAGCAGAAGGCUGUCAUUUUUGGCAAUCCUAAAUGGACUACUUUUUGAAGCUGCACUAUUUUACAUCCACCAUGAACAAUAAGACAUUUAAACUGGUCGUAUUUUUUUUAUCCUGGGAAUAUGAUGGAUUAUGACCAUGUUAUUUAUCAUUUUUUUGUUGUUUUUUUUGUGGUUAUCAGUACUCCCAACCUUUAGAAGAAAGGAAUUUUUAUUUGUAACCUGAUCUGAACAUCAUGGUUCAAGUAAACAUAAAAUAUAUUUGUAUUGUCACAUCAACUGUUUUUUAUAAGACAAAGUAAAGCUCCAACCACAGACUUUCCUAGAUGACCUAACAAGCUGGCAAUGGAUAUAUGCUGCAUACAAGGCAUCCUUUCUCCAGUGCUUCCCAGAAGUCCCAGCAGGUUUUAUUUGCACUUGGUUGACAAAUGAAGAGGAAAAAAUCACUAACAUUUUGAAUUUUUUUUAAAGAUUUUUUUUUUAAUACAGUCAUUCUGAUACAUAAUUGAAAAUAGAUUGCUUAAAUAAAAACAUAAGUUUGUCUUAAAAUAUCUCUAUUUAAAUACAUAUCAGCUUAUAAAGUAAACUGUAUGGCUGCAUUUUACCUGUACCAAGUUUAAAGUUUCAAAUAUUAUGGACUGCAGCAAGGUUAAAUAGUUAAAAUAUUUUCAGUGGAUUACUAGUUACAGUUGAAUGCCAAGAAUGGAAAUGCAGGUCCGUUGCGGAAAGAGCUGGGUGACACCCCAGACACUUGCAUUAUUACCUUCAUCAUGUGAAAAAGCCAAUGAACCCAUUCAUUCAGUUAUACUGCCUGACAGCCUGCAAUGUUUAUAGAAACUAGCAAGAAUAUUUGGUUGUGUGGGUGGUUCUUUUUUCUUUUCUUUUUGCAGCAUUUUAACUAUAAAAGUUGAAUUGAAGGAUCCCUUAAUAUGUAGAUAGAUAUCAAAUAAUACAGUGUUACUUUUGUGCUCAUGCAAAA
Messenger RNA from Xenopus tropicalis (tropical clawed frog), 1718 nucleotides. It is a transcript of the gene arv1, whose product is annotated as ARV1 homolog, fatty acid homeostasis modulator. Gene Ontology annotation, biological process: intracellular sterol transport; regulation of plasma membrane sterol distribution; sterol metabolic process. The transcript is spliced from 6 exons. The record is from RefSeq and is a predicted model, not a curated record. NCBI's taxonomy places the organism in Eukaryota, Metazoa, Chordata, Amphibia, Anura, Pipidae. Bases 126 to 824 code for a protein of 232 amino acids. Gene Ontology annotation, cellular component: endoplasmic reticulum; endoplasmic reticulum membrane; membrane.